AUGCAGCCCAACCAUAUCUCAGAUCCGAACGAACCGUUCCCUAAGCCACAGGCGCUCGCCUCGGCCACAACGACACACUCGCAAAGCAGAUUCCGCAUCUCGACCCGCAAGCUACCCAUCUCCAAAGCCGGUACAAUCGACGCACUCACCGAAAAGAUUGGCAUUCCGAUGCCCGAGAUGAUAUUUGGCGAAAACGUCGUCGGAAUUGAACAUGUGCCUUCAGGCUGGUCCCUGAACUUCAACACUCCAGAUGCCCUUGACGCCGUCGACAAGACAGAUCGCCACAUGCUCAAGGUUGCAUAUGCCCGAGACUGGGAGAGCACCCGAGAAGGCACCACACAGGGUAUAAAGGAAGUUGUGAAGCCCUACGACUGGAGCUACUCGACGACAUAUACCGGUAGUAUCGAAGCCUCGGCUUUGCAGUUUGCGCCUACCGACAAGGUGAUCCCUAUUGAGCUCCUGAAGCGUCGAGACCCCAUCCUGUUCUUUGACGAAGUUAUGCUGUAUGAGAGUGAGCUGGACGACAACGGCAUAUCCAUUUUCAGCGUCAAAGUCCGAGUACACGAGAAGCGCAUGCUUUUGCUGUGUCGGUUGUUCAUGCGCCUGGAUAAUGUUGUCCUGCGGAUACGUGACACCAGGGUUUAUGUCGAUUUUGAGACUGACGAGGUUAUUCGCGAAUACUCGGCGCAAGAAGAGACCUACGAGAACGUCAAGAGGGCCCUGCAGAAACUUCUCAUGUCUGGAAGACUCCCAGACGACAUUACAAUCGCACUGAGAGAUCCCAACGUCCUAGCUCCACUGCUGCCGCUUGUAGAGCAUCGGGCAGAAGCUGUCAGCCCAAGUGCAUGA
Molecule: messenger RNA, 849 nt
Organism: Fusarium musae
Lineage: Eukaryota; Fungi; Ascomycota; Sordariomycetes; Hypocreales; Nectriaceae
Exons: 2
Coding region: 1-849 (282 amino acids)
Biological process (GO): TOR signaling
Cellular component (GO): cytosol
Source: RefSeq, a predicted model, not a curated record